AUGAUCGGGUUCUCUCAAUUCUGGCCCAAAGGUGGCAUGCCAGGGAUUCUACACCAUUAUACGGAGACUCUAGUCACUUUUGAAUAUGCAUCCCCCAAUGCCCAUCAACCCCAUAGUAUUCUCUUCAUUGGCGGACUGAGCGACGGCCUUGCCACGACUUCAUAUACACAUGACAUAAUAAAGACGCUGGAGACAACAGAAUGGUCCUUUUUCACACUUAACCUUUCAUCAUCAUACUCGGCCUGGGGUCUGGGCCAUCUCGACCGGGAUACCGACGAGAUUGCCCACUGCAUACGCUACAUCAAGAGCUACAAGGCUGCCAAGUAUGGCAGUGGUACCACCCAUGCCGACGCCAAGGUGGUGCUGAUGGGUCACUCGAGCGGCAGCCAAGACGUGCUGCAUUAUCUGUACAGGCCGAACCCGCAUCGGAAUCGGCCCGUGUUCGAUCCCGAGCUGGUGCAUUUGGAGCGGCCGGUAAUAGAUGGUGCCAUCCUUCAAGCUCCCGUCUCGGACCGGGAUGCGUUUGCCUGGGUCCUACAUGAGGGUUUCCUGGGUAGAUCGCCCGAGGAGCUUCGCCAGACCUAUGAUACAUUGGUGUCCAUGGCGAGGGAAAUUGUUGCGCAGAAUGAUAGGUAUGAUGUUGUGCUUCCGAUUGAGCUGUGCAGUCAAUUCAGCUUUGUGUCACCAGUGAGCGCCCGGCGAUUCUUGAGCCUGGCGAGCCCCGAUAGCCCUGGGUCGCCAAGCGAGGAGGACUUGUUCAGCGCCGACCUGAGCGAUGAGGAGUAUGCAAAGACAUUUGGCAAAAUUCAGGAACGGGGGCUGUUACGGGGGCGAUUGAUGGUUGCCCCCGGAGGCAAAGAUCAGACAGUGCCAGAUUGGGUCGACAAGGACGCCCUGCUGGCAAAAUGGAGGAGAAUUACGGACCACGACGAGAAAUAUCAGGUCUGGGACCAGGAAAACAGUGGUAUUGUGCCGGGCGCAUCUCAUGCACUAAGUGAUGACGACCAGGCUGAGCCGCGAAGGUUCCUCGCCGACAGAGUCUUGAACUUCUUACAGUCGGCUGCGGGAAGGUCGGAUCGUUCCUGUUAG
Messenger RNA from Pestalotiopsis fici W106-1, 1089 nucleotides. RefSeq lists its product as uncharacterized. The coding region runs from base 1 to 1089 and encodes 362 amino acids. The transcript is spliced from 2 exons. Lineage: Eukaryota; Fungi; Ascomycota; Sordariomycetes; Amphisphaeriales; Sporocadaceae. The record is from RefSeq and is a predicted model, not a curated record.